Messenger RNA from Coregonus clupeaformis (lake whitefish), 3301 nucleotides. It is a transcript of the gene kcnh5b, whose product is annotated as potassium voltage-gated channel, subfamily H (eag-related), member 5b. The record is from RefSeq and is a predicted model, not a curated record. Bases 117 to 3047 code for a protein of 976 amino acids. NCBI's taxonomy places the organism in Eukaryota, Metazoa, Chordata, Actinopteri, Salmoniformes, Salmonidae. Gene Ontology annotation, molecular function: voltage-gated potassium channel activity. The transcript has 12 exons. Gene Ontology annotation, cellular component: membrane. Gene Ontology annotation, biological process: potassium ion transmembrane transport; regulation of membrane potential.
CGCAGUGUUACAAUGAGCUUCUCCAUCCCACCGGCUGAUACCCACCCACACUGCCGUCCUCCGAUAAGCAGCAUCAAAACCGUCCACCACCCUGACCACCACCGCCUGGCCCCAGGAUGCCCGGGGGAAAGAGAGGGCUUGUGGCACCGCAGAAUACUUUUUUGGAAAACAUUGUCCGGCGCUCAAGUGAGACCAGCUUCCUCCUGGGGAACGCCCAGAUCGUGGAGUGGCCUGUAGUCUACAGUAAUGACGGGUUCUGCAAGCUCUCAGGGUUCCACAGGGCUGAGGUUAUGCAAAAGAGCAGCACUUGCAGUUUUAUGUAUGGAGAGCUGACGGACAAGAAGACAAUAGACAAAGUCAGAGAGACCUUUGAUAAUUAUGAGUCCAACUGCUUUGAGGUCCUGUUAUACAGGAAGAACAGGGCGCCAGUGUGGUUCUAUAUGCAGGUGGCCCCCAUCAGGAAUGAGAAUGACAAAGUGGUUCUCUUCCUGUGCACCUUCAAAGACAUCACUGUCUUCAAGCAGCCCAUCGAGGACGAGUCCACUAAGGGUAAGGACGAGUCCACUUCGGGGUGGACCAAGUUUGCACGGCUGACCCGGGCACUGACACAUAAUAACCGCAACACCAGCCACCAUACCACACCACAGCAGCUCACUCCUAUGAGCAGCCAUGAGGUCAGCCAACCCAAGCAAUCCCGUCUGGCAGAGGUUCUCCAGCUAGGUUCAGACAUCCUCCCACAGUACAAACAGGAGGCUCCUAAGACUCCCCCCCACAUCAUCCUCCACUACUGCACCUUCAAGACCACCUGGGACUGGGUCAUCCUCGUCCUCACCUUCUACACGGCCAUCAUGGUGCCCUACAACGUGUCCUUCAAGACCAAGCAGAACAACAUUGUGUGGCUGGUGCUGGACAGUGUGGUGGAUGUCAUCUUCCUGGUGGACAUCGUACUCAACUUCCACACCACCUUCGUGGGGCCAGGUGGGGAGGUCAUCUCAGACCCCAAGCUGAUCAGGAUGAACUACCUGAAGACCUGGUUCGUCAUUGACCUGCUGUCCUGCCUGCCCUAUGACAUAAUCAAUGCCUUUGAGAACGUGGAUGAGGGUAUUAGCAGUCUGUUCAGCUCUCUGAAGGUGGUGCGCCUGCUGCGUCUGGGCCGGGUGGCCCGUAAACUGGACCACUAUCUGGAGUAUGGAGCAGCUGUACUGGUCCUACUGGUGUGUGUGUUUGGCCUGGUGGCCCACUGGCUGGCCUGCAUCUGGUACAGCAUUGGCGACUACGAGGUCAUUGAUGAGGUCACCAACGCCAUCAAGACGGACAGCUGGCUCUACCAGUUAGCCAUCAACCUCGGCUCGCCAUAUUGCUACAAUGCCAGCGGCUCAGGCCAAUGGGAGGGUGGCCCCGGGAAAGACUCUCUGUACAUCACGUCUCUUUACUUCACCAUGACCAGCCUGACCACCAUCGGGUUCGGAAACAUCGCCCCCACCACGGAUGGAGAGAAGAUCUUCUCUGUGGCCAUGAUGAUGGUGGGCUCUCUCCUGUACGCCACCAUCUUUGGAAAUGUGACCACCAUCUUCCAGCAGAUGUACGCCAACACCAACCGCUACCACGAGAUGCUGAACAACGUGAGGGACUUCCUCAAGCUCUACCAGGUGCCCAAUGGACUGAGUGAGAGGGUGAUGGACUACAUCGUCUCUACAUGGUCCAUGUCCAAGGGCAUCGACACUGAGAAGGUGCUGUCUAUCUGUCCUAAGGACAUGCGGGCGGACAUCUGUGUCCACCUGAAUCGGAAGGUGUUCAAUGAACACCCUGCGUUCCGCCUGGCCAGUGACGGCUGCCUGCGCUCUCUAGCCGGGGAGUUCCAGACCAUCCACUGUGCCCCCGGGGACCUCAUCUUCCACGCUGGGGAGAGCGUUGACACACUCUGCUUUGUGGUGUCAGGGUCACUGGAGGUCAUUCAGGACGAUGAGGUCAUCGCUAUUCUAGGUAAAGGAGAUGUGUUUGGAGAUGUGUUCUGGAAAGAGACCACUCUUGCACACGCGUGUGCUAACGUGCGGGCGCUGACGUACUGCGACCUGCAUGUCAUCAAGAGAGAGGCACUGCUCAAGGUUCUGGAGUUCUACACAGCCUUCGCUAACUCCUUCUCACGCAACCUCAUCCUCACCUGCAACCUACGCAAGCGGGUGAUUUUUCGUAAGAUCAGUGACGUGAAGAAGGAGGAGGAGGAGCGCCAGCGCCAGAAGAACGAGGUUCAGCUGACCAUCCCCCAGGACCAUCCGGUCAGGAAGCUCUUCCAGAAGUUCAAGCAGCAGAAGGAGCUGCAGAGGAAUCAGGGGGCAUCCUCCCAACUGGACCUGGAGAAGAACCAGCUCCAAGUGGAGCACCACCUGCACCCCAUUCCGCACAGCCUGCAGCUCAGCAGUGUGCUCACCGUGUCUCAGGUCACCCCCAUGCAGUCUAGCCCUGCCGUGGGGGAGCCGCCUCCAGUCCAGCUCAAGGUGAGCAGCAGCCCUGCUCUGGUAAAGCCUCCUGCUGCCAGGGGUUGGGGGCGACUCAAAAACGUGGCUGCCCCACCUCCCGUGGUCAGGAAGGAGGGACUAAACAAUGUAGCUAAAGCCGUUUCUGUGGAGAUGCUAUCACAGAAGGGCAGGGGUCAGGAGGCGGGGCUUAGAGGAGGAGAGGGAGAGGACAACCCCCUCCAUAAGACAGACUCCUGUGACAGCGGCAUCACUAAGAGUGAGCUGCGUAUAGACAGGGCCGGGGAGGCCCCCCUGCCACACCCGUUCGGCCCCAUCCCAGAGCAGGCCCUGCAGGCUGCGCUGCAGGAGACCCGGCUGGAGCUCCGGGGGGACCUCCAGACUCUGGGGGGCCGGCUGGGGGCCCUGGAGAAACAGGUGGCUCAGAUCCUCAAACUGCUGACCUCUACAGAGAAGAGGAGGCCGUCUCUACCUCUGGCCGCCACCCCCAAAACCAAAACCAAACGUCAGGACAUCUUUACUGUCUCCAGACCCGUUUCUCCUGACUCAGUGGACGAUGACGGGCACAUCUGAAGAGGACAUAACACCACUGUUCGACAUACCUUAACAUUUGCACACAAACUUUUAACUCAUGUCCAUCAUGAGACCUUUCUUGAUUGUAAAUACUUCUCUAUGCAUGUCCAGCUGGAUUCUGGCUUGCCAAAGAAACUAUCAGUCUAUUCAGGGGCGCAACUUUGGUUUUAGAAGUGGGGGGGACAUCACCUGGCGGUGGGUCUGGGGGUCCCUCAGAAUUGUUUGGGGCAUCUAAAGCUCAUUUCCUGCAUUUC